UUUCAACUUGUUUGAUUGCAGUAACACCCUCUGUCCUCUGGGGGGCGACAUGUUUUCAUCAGUGUGAUCAAAGCUUCACUCAGAGUCUAAAUGGCUUCCAGACCAGAGGACCUCUGCUGUCYGGUCUGUCAGGAGGUCUUCAGAGRUCCUGUUCUUCUGUCAUGUAGCCACAGCUUCUGUAAAGACUGUCUGAAGGACUGGUGGAGACAGAAACCAACAAGGGAGUGUCCUGUUUGUAAGACAAGAUCUCCAACAGAUGAUCCACCCUGUAACCUGGCUCUGAAGAACCUCUGUGAGUCCUUCUUACAGGAGGAACAUCAGAGAUCUUCAGAGGCUCUCUGCAGUCUGCACUCUGAGAAACUCAGACUCUUCUGUCUGGACCAUCAGGAACCAGUUUGUCUCGUCUGCAGAGAUUCAAAGAAACACACCGACCACAGAUUCAGACCUGUGGAUGAAGCUGCUCAACAACACAGAGAGAAACUUCUGGAAGCUCUGGAACCAUUAAAGCAGAAACUGGAGCUCCAGAAGAAAGUUCAGUCUAAGUUUAAUCAGACAACAGAACACGUGAAGGUCCAGGCCCGACACACAGAGAGGCUGAUUAAGGAGCAGUUUAAGA
Messenger RNA from Austrofundulus limnaeus, 616 nucleotides. RefSeq names its product tripartite motif-containing protein 35. NCBI's taxonomy places the organism in Eukaryota, Metazoa, Chordata, Actinopteri, Cyprinodontiformes, Rivulidae. Gene Ontology annotation, molecular function: zinc ion binding. The record is from RefSeq and is a predicted model, not a curated record.